This is a messenger RNA of Ostrinia furnacalis (Asian corn borer), 447 nucleotides long. It is a transcript of the gene Obp3, whose product is annotated as odorant-binding protein 3. Lineage: Eukaryota; Metazoa; Arthropoda; Insecta; Lepidoptera; Crambidae. The coding region runs from base 127 to 447 and encodes 106 amino acids. The transcript has 4 exons. Gene Ontology annotation, molecular function: odorant binding. The record is from RefSeq and is a predicted model, not a curated record.
GGGCUUCGAUUCCAAAGUUUUCUUUGUCUUUUUGCUUUUGUUACAACGGUGAUCGGUGAGCAUGAAAAAGAUAGCCCCAUAACAGCAGUGGUCAGAAAGACGCUAGUAGCCACUGCUCACUCCUGCAUGGACCAGAUCAACGCCACGGAGGCUGACCUGGAGUUCCUGAGAAGUGAUCCGCCGUACCCUGAGAAGGCUGCUUGCAUUAUUAAAUGCUUAUUGGAAAAGGUUGGCAUCGUAAAAAAUAACAAGUAUUCCAAAGCGGGCUUUAUGACCGCCGUCACCCCCCUGGUGUUUAGGAACAAGAAGAAAAUGGAGCAUAUGAAAACGGUAGCGGAUAAUUGUGAUAAAGAGAUUAACCAUCACGUAGUAGCUCCAUGUGAGCUUGGAAAUGAAGUUGUCACAUGCAUCUUUAAAUAUGCACCAGAAUUGCAUCUAAAAGCGUAA